AUGAACACAGAAGAAAAAAUUAAUACAUCAAAUGAUGCUGAAGAUGAUAAUAAUGAAUGUGUUAAAUUAAAAAAGAAAAUAGAAAACGAAAAAUAUGAUAUAAAUAAUUUGAAAGAUGAUGAUGUUUACUUAUCAGCUGACAGCUCAAAUUCUUAUAGAUAUGAUAAUCACGCCAAUAAAAAAAGUAUUAAAGAAAAUAUAAAUGAAAUAAGCACAAAUAGGUCUCAAUCAAAAAAAGAAAAAGAUAGUAAUGAAGAUAUGUAUAAUGAUAAGAAGCGUAAUAAUUAUAGAAGCUCGUCUGGGAGUAAAGAAAAAGGUGACAAAUAUUGCAAAAAAGAUAAAUAUGAUAAGAAUGGUAAAUAUGAUAAGCAUGAUAAAUGUGAUAAGCAUAAUAAAUAUGAUAAGCAUGAUAAAUGUGAUAAACAUAAUAAAUAUGAUAAGCAUAAUAAAUAUGAUAAGCAUGAUAAAUAUGAUAAGCACGAUAAAUAUGAUAAGCACGAUAAAUAUAAGCAUGAUAAAUAUGAUAAACAUAAUAAAUAUGAUAAACAUAAUAAAUAUGAUAAACAUAAUAAAUAUGAUAAGCAUGAUAAAUAUGGUAAGCAUGAUAAAUAUGGUAAGCAUGAUAAAUAUGAUAAGCAUGAUAAAUAUGAUAAACAAAUGGAUAAAAUUUAUAUUCUUAAGAAAUCAAGUGAACAUACAAGAACUAGUAAAGAUAAUUCAUAUUACGAUAGUAAGAGAAAAUAUAGAAACAUAACAAGUGAAGAUGAAGAAAUGAAACAUCAUAAAACUGUGGAUCACAAUGCUAGAAAAAAAAGUAAAUCAUCCAAAAUAUUAGUAGAUAAAUAUUCUUCAGAUGUAGAAAAUAAGAAAAAAGGUGUAGAAGAAAAAUAUAAAGAUAAGAAUAAAAAUACCUAUCAGACAACUAAAAAAAAUGAUAAUAAUAAUAUAAAUGAAAAGGAAUAUGAUAAAAAUAGACCUUCUAUUUCUCAUCAUCACAAUAAGGAUAAAUAUAACAAAUAUGAUAAAUAUGGGAAACAAAAUCAUAAUAUUAGGUAUAAUGAACAAGAUAUUAAAAGAAAAUCAACAAAACAUUAUGAGAAGGAAAACAUUAAUAGUACACACAAAGGAAAAAACAAAAAUGAAAAAGAUGAAGAACAAUCUGAAGAAGAAAAAGAAAAAAAAAAGGUUCAAAAAAAAGAAACACAAAAUUUUAAUCCUUCUGGUUUAUUAGCUCAAGAAAAGAUUUAUAAAAAUGGAAUUGAAAUGAAAUAUACAGAAAGCAUAGAUGCUGAAAAGCCGGAUAAGAAAUGGAGACUUUAUAUGUUCAAGGAUUCUAAUAACAACGAGCCUCAAAAAAUAUUACACAUACAUGACAAGUCUUAUUACUUAAUCGGAAAAGAACAGCUAGCUGUAGAUAUUCAACUGAAUAAUAUUAGUAUAUCUAAGCAACAUGCUGUCAUUCAAUUUAAAAAACACGAAAGUAAAAUUUUACCAUUUCUUCUUGAUCUUAAUAGUACCAAUGGUACUUACAUAAAUAAUGAAAAAAUUCAACCAAAUAAAUAUUACGAACUGAGAGAAACUGAUAUAAUCAGGUUUGGAAGUUCCAACCGCGAGUUUGUUUUACUACACGAUACUUGCCAAGCUGAUUAA
Messenger RNA from Plasmodium reichenowi, 1650 nucleotides. Its product is annotated as fork head domain protein, putative. NCBI's taxonomy places the organism in Eukaryota, Apicomplexa, Aconoidasida, Haemosporida, Plasmodiidae. Gene Ontology annotation, molecular function: mRNA binding; protein binding. The transcript has 3 exons. Gene Ontology annotation, cellular component: nucleus. The record is from RefSeq and is a predicted model, not a curated record. Bases 1 to 1650 code for a protein of 549 amino acids.